CGUCCUCCCAUGCACUUGUCGUCUUCAUCUCCAACACCUUUCUUAAUAUCCUUCUCUCUCUCUCUCUCUCUCUCUCCCCCCCCCCUUGCUUCUGUUUCCUUCCCUAUUCUCCAUAAUAUUGUGAUCAAAACAAACAAAUUUCUUGAACAGUUUUUCCCUCAUUCCUUUAUAUAGAUAUUCAUCUUCCCCCUUUCUUACCAUCCAUUCUUACAACGCCCAUCUCGCUCUCUCGCUCUCUCUCUCUCUCUCUCUCUCUCUCUCUCUUAUAUUCUCUGACAAACUUGACUUAAUUUCCCACUUGCAUUAUAUUCACAUUCUCUUAAUAUAAACAUGUCUAGCAGAAGGUCACGCUCCAGGCAAUCUGGUGGUGUCUCAGGCAUUAGUGAUGAUCAAAUUGCUGAUCUUGUUCACAAAUUGCAGCAACUUAUUCCUGAGAUACGUGGCAGUAGGAGAAACUCUGACAAGUCAGCAAAUAGGGUUUUGCAGGAGACUUGCAAUUAUAUAAGGAGCUUGCAUAGGGAAGUGGAUGAUCUAAGCGACAGACUAGCCGAACUAUUGGCUUCAACUGACAGUGACAGUGCUCAAGCAGCCAUUAUUAGGAGUUUAUUUAUGUAAACAAAAUAAGAUAAAAGGAUUCAAAAAUAUUUAAUUAUUAUAUUAAGUAAUUAGCUGGAUAGGUUGGCCAACAUUAUUGUAUUUCUGUUUUUUUUUUUUUUUUUUUAAUUGCUUCCUCUCCCUUCAAUCUUGAAUUUGGUCUCUAGCUAAGCCAACAAGAGAGAACGAGUGAGAGAGAGCGUGUUUAACUAGCUCUCCUGGUAUUACUUAGUUGUUACAUUUAAUAACAAAUACUUUAGUACC
This is a messenger RNA of Beta vulgaris subsp. vulgaris (sugar beet), 858 nucleotides long. Its product is annotated as transcription factor PRE3. Gene Ontology annotation, molecular function: protein dimerization activity. The transcript has 2 exons. Lineage: Eukaryota; Viridiplantae; Streptophyta; Magnoliopsida; Caryophyllales; Amaranthaceae. Gene Ontology annotation, biological process: regulation of growth; regulation of DNA-templated transcription. The record is from RefSeq and is a predicted model, not a curated record. Bases 331 to 615 code for a protein of 94 amino acids.